Messenger RNA from Theobroma cacao (cacao), 1753 nucleotides. Its product is annotated as peroxidase superfamily protein. NCBI's taxonomy places the organism in Eukaryota, Viridiplantae, Streptophyta, Magnoliopsida, Malvales, Malvaceae. Gene Ontology annotation, molecular function: heme binding; peroxidase activity. Gene Ontology annotation, biological process: response to oxidative stress; hydrogen peroxide catabolic process. The record is from RefSeq and is a predicted model, not a curated record.
AAAAAAAAAAAAUUGGGCUAAAGUGCAUCAAUUCCUGUGUUUUGGAUCAUUCCUUUCAAUGCAACAGCCGAAGCUCACCCAAAUUUUAACAGGAAAGUAGCAAUUAAAAUCUCAAGAAGAUAUCGUUACAACGAUUGAUAUACAAAUAUUUUACGGAAAAUAUGAUGGAAUUAACCUUCUCACUUCGCCCACAGUUGUAGGGUGUCCAAACCACCAAUAGGCACUAACUACUCUCUCUGUCAGCACAAAUACAAUGGUGGCAGAUUGCACUGUUUCUGUUAUCCUUCAAAAGCUUCAAGCAGCACAUGGCGUUAGGUAUAUGUGCGUUUCUCAUGACGAGACAUAAACUUGACCUCUUCCAUGGCUUGACUGCUUCUUCACUUAACCACCCCAUCGGCUUGGAAGCCCUCGAUUGCUCCGGUAUGCUCAAACAACAAUCUUAUAUAAGAAAAUCAUCUUCACUUACAGUUCCACCAUCUACAGAGUAGAAGAUGGCCAAGCACUUAGUUUUCUGUUUGGUGAUGCUUAAGCUUUCCAUCGCAUUUGCUAAUGUGCCAAACACCUUGAACGAAACAUGUCUCGAUGACAUUGAUAUCGUGCUGCAGAUUAACUUGUAUAAGAACAGCUGCCCAGAGGCAGAACCUAUCAUCUUCUCUUGGGUUCAAAAUGCGGUAUCCGAGGACUCCAGGAUGGCAGCUUCGCUGCUUCGUCUUCAUUUCCAUGAUUGCUUUGUUAAUGGUUGUGAUGCUUCAGUGUUAUUGGAUGAUACUGAGGAUUUCAUCGGUGAGAAAACUGCACCACCAAACUUGAAUUCUCUGAGGGGGUUCGAAGUGAUCGAUGCCAUUAAAGCUGAACUUGAGUCUGUUUGCCCUGGAAUUGUUUCUUGUGCUGAUAUUCUUGCAACGGUUGCCAGAGACUCUGUCGUUCUAGCAGGGGGUCCUAGUUGGGAAGUCGAGAUGGGCAGGAAAGACAGCUUGGAUGCUAGCAAAGCAGCAGCCACAAACAACAUUCCAGGCCCAAAUUCCACCGUGCCAACACUGGUUGCCAAGUUCCGGAACGUUGGGCUCUCGUUCAAUGACAUGGUUGCCCUCUCCGGUGCUCACACGAUGGGAAUGGCUCGAUGCUCCACGUUUAGCUCAAGACUUCAAGGCUCAAACGGUCCAGACAUCAAUCUGGAUUUCCUCGAAACUCUGCAGCAUUUGUGCUCGGAAUCAGACAGCAACACCAGGCUUGCACAUCUCGAUCUAGCGACCCCAGCAACAUUCGACAACCAGUACUACGUUAACCUUCUUUCCGGUGAGGGAUUGCUACCGUCCGACCAAGCCCUAGUCACUCAGGAUUACCAAACUCGCCAGCUUGUACUCUCCUAUGCUGAGGACCCUUUAGCUUUCUUCGAGGAUUUCAAGAAUUCUAUGUUGAAAAUGGGAAGCUUAGGGGCACUCACUGGGAAUGAAGGCGAGAUUCGUAGGAAUUGCAGGAUCGUGAACUAAUGAACUUCGAUUGCCUAGAAAGUUACGGUAGUUAAGUUUCUACUCCCAUGUUCGUCACUGUUGUCACUAUAGUAACCUUAGCAUUGAGUCAAAUUAAACCCUGGAAACCCUUCCCCAGAUUGGUACCAAGCCAUCGGGAAUUGAACUCCAGGAGUUCUAUCUUUGAUCCUCAUAGAAUUUUAAAAAGGGUGUGCUAAUUUGGAACCAAAACAAAGCUCUAAUCUAAGCAUCUGAUUAUGGCCACUAAUAUUAUGUUACACAAA